AUGAAAGCGGGUGCGCAAGAAUUGCAGGUGGGAACCGUUCAGCAAAGGAUCGACACAUGGCUUCGUACUGGAUUUCGAGAACCAAGCGGACCUGGAUUACUAUUUGACGGAGGAUCCGGUCCAUCUGAAGUUUCCAAGAAUGCGGCGCCGUUGAUUGAAGAUUCGAUUGUAAUCGGUAAGCCUGCACCAAUCCACCAAGUCCAAAUCACAGGUACCCAUACUGACGAGACGGCAUCCUUCGGCCCCCAGCAGAGAAACCCACCAUCGGCGCCGGAACCUUCCACGGCAGCUGCCCCUGUGGCGACUGUUCCUGGACCGCCGAAAUCAUUGAACCCGAACACAUCCUCUGCCACUGCGAAACAGAUCAUCCACAAGGUGUGUUGGCCCUCUACUCCCCCUCCUGUUCUUCCAACGGCGUACAUGGGUGAUGAUGGUGGUGGUGAUGACAGGAUCAACUGCGAAUCAUCUCCGGAAAACCCAGCACCGAUACCUACACCGGAGCUUCCGGAAACCCCGUCCACUGCUACUUCUGUCCCAAUUGCACCUCGCACAUCUACCAUCAUCAGGCCGUCAUGGGAGACCGACUCAUUAUCCGGACCAUCUUGCUCGACAACGGCGCGCGCAUGCCGCCCCGCCGGCGAGAUCUUCGCGGAAGGGAAGCUGGCGUGGGUUGAUGCGCUUCAGGCGGAGCUUGAGAAGCGAUAA
This is a messenger RNA of Aspergillus homomorphus CBS 101889, 705 nucleotides long. RefSeq lists its product as uncharacterized. Bases 1 to 705 code for a protein of 234 amino acids. The transcript is spliced from 4 exons. Lineage: Eukaryota; Fungi; Ascomycota; Eurotiomycetes; Eurotiales; Aspergillaceae. The record is from RefSeq and is a predicted model, not a curated record.